Molecule: messenger RNA, 1398 nt
Organism: Lolium rigidum
Lineage: Eukaryota; Viridiplantae; Streptophyta; Magnoliopsida; Poales; Poaceae
Product: tryptophan aminotransferase-related protein 2-like
Exons: 4
Coding region: 1-1398 (465 amino acids)
Biological process (GO): amino acid metabolic process
Molecular function (GO): transaminase activity; carbon-sulfur lyase activity
Source: RefSeq, a predicted model, not a curated record
AUGGCAAGGAUGCAGACAUGCGUGUUGUGCCACGUGCAUCCUCUCAUCGCAUCCAUUGUCCCGGCGAAGAGGCCCUGGUCGGUUGUCGGCGUCGCCGACGGUAGCCAGCAGCUGAGCCUAAGGAUGGUGUCCAGUUGGAGGAGCAACAAGGCGGUCGUUACUGCACGCGCGGCGGUACCCAACCAGUGCGGGAGAGCGGCGGACGGCAACAGCAAGGUGGACGUUUCUCGGUACGACAACGGCGAGCGGUCGCAGCAACAGCCCAGGACGACGCCGCCGGAGCCAGCCGUCAUCAACCUGGAGCUCGGCGACCCGACCAUGUACGAGGAGUUCUGGAAGGAGGCCGGGGAGUGCACGGCGGUCGUGAUCCCUGGGUGGCAGGGGCUCAGCUACUUUUCCGACGCCGAGGGGCUCUGCUGGUUCCUGGAGCCGGAAUUCGAGAGCGAGGUGCGCCGCCUCCAUCGCCUCGUCGGCAACGCAGUUGUCGAUGGGUACCACCUCGUGGUUGGCACUGGCGCCACCCAGCUAUCCCAGGCAGCCAUGUACGCCCUGUCUCCCGCGCGCGCCGUCGCCAACCAUCCCAUCGGCGUCGUAUCGCCGGCGCCGUACUAUUCGGCGUAUGCGCCACAGACAGACCUCCUGCUGUCGGGGUUCUACCGGUGGGCCGGUGACGCCAAUGCCAAUGCCAACGCCUUGAGCAGUGACAACCACAUCGAGCUGGUUUGCUCACCAAACAAUCCCGACGGCGCCAUCCGCGAGUCCGUCCUGAGCUCCGACUCCGAGCCUGGCAAGGUGAUCCACGACCUCGUGUACUACUGGCCGCAGUACACGCCCAUCACCGGCACAGCAGCCCACGACAUCAUGCUCUUCACCAUGUCCAAGAUCACUGGACACGCCGGCACGAGACUCGGGUGGGCGCUGGUGAAGGACAGGGAGGUGGCGAAGAAGAUGGUCUACUUUGUCGACCGGAGCACCAUUGGCGUGUGCAGGGACUCGCAGCUCCGUGCCGCCAAGAUCCUCGCCUUGGUCUCCGACGCCUACGACGACAACGACACAACGCGGCAGCUCGACCUGUUCGACUUUGCGCAGCGGCGCAUGGCGGACCGCUGGCGGGCCCUACGCACUGCCGUGGCGUCCACCGGCGCCUUCAGCCUCCCGGAGGAGACAUCCGGCUACUGCAGAUUCACCAAGCAAAUCGUGACAGCUUGCCCAGCGUUCGCGUGGCUGUGCUGCGAGAAGGAAGGCGUGGAGGACUGCAGGGAGCUCCUGCGCGAUCACGGCGUCCUGGCGCAGGGCGGCGAGCGGUUCGGAGGAGACGCGAGGUGCGUUAGGGUCAACAUGCUGGACAGGGACGGAGUGUUCGAACUACUUAUACAGCGUCUCUCAUCGAUCCGUUGA